GUUCUGGCGUGCCGGAAGUAUAUCCAUCGAUGUUUCGGAAGUAAAUCUUACUUUUCGGUGAUAUCCGAAGCCGAAGGAGGUGAUCGAUCGAGGAAUGACAGACAGAGCUUCGUAGCCAAAAGGUCUCGAGGAGGUUGUGGGUCGAGGAAUCCUCGAAGAUGCGUCAUACAUCGCCACCACCAUGAUCCUCUUGAGAAAUCCAGGCCGAUCUCGAACAUGUCUGUUCUCACUCCGCUCGUAUCGACCUGUCGUGGUCGGUCGUGUAAUCACCUCGCCGAUCUCGACAACAACAUCGACCUCGAUCGAGGAUCCUCAUACGGUACCUACCAUUGACCCGCUCGACUCCCAUAUCCUCGCAUCUCUUCGGCAUAUACUCUCACUCCCACUUCUACCUCGGGAUGUAUCUCGACUACGACAUACGCCUACGAUCACGAGCUUGUAUGAGAUGUACGACCAGUACCGCUCGAACGCGCACAGGAUACUGGAGGAUUUCGUGCUUGUCACUGAGGAACACCCGAGAGGAGAUCGUCGUGCGGUUGCAAUAUCAAGCUCCGAUCCAGGAUCCGUAGACGGAUUGCCGAAACCCGGGACGAACUCUGAGGAAGGCGAUGGAACCGUCCUCGUCGUUCAUGCUAUGCUCAAGCGACAUAGCGAUAGAACCAGCGGGAUAGAGGAUCUCCAGAUUGACAAGAUGUCGGUCUGUUCCGGGUUCGUCUUGAACGUAAGACCUAGCUUAGUGGGAAUCGAUAACAACAGCGAGGCUAAGGCCAUCAACCGUGAGGAAGACGGUAGAGCCGAGGUAGAGAGAGGAGAAGGAGCGUUCGUGAUGACCUGUGCUCAUACGCUCGAAGAGAUGUAUAGACACCUUCCGCACCCCCACCCGCCAUCUGCUCGAACUCCAACUCCGGAAUCGAAUACCAGUCUCGAGACUGAACGUCCGAUAUCGAUGUCUUUCAUCCUCACAUCUUCUGGUCUCUCAAUUCCGCUGGAAUCAUGUCUAUCGAGUAUCCCUCGGUCGGACCUCGCCCUCUUCCGAGCUCGCCACACAUCAAAUAAGCCAGAGAAACGACUGAGAUUAAAAAGCCUACCGAUCACCCCCUACCCAGUCCCGAUCGGUCAACAAAUCGGAGUUCACCUCUUCAGCGGGUUAGAUGACGGGGAACCUGUUGUCAAGCUGAAUAAGCGACAUUCUCUUGUCGAGGGAGGUGGGAGCGAUAGGGAUCGGGUGCAGAGGACGUCUUCGUGGAUAGGAGGAAGAGCGUAUAAGCGGUGGGGUGUAGGGGAGAUGCUUGGGUAUAGGUCUUAUACUGGGCAGGAGGUCGAGGCCGGCUCUUCGCAUACCCUCCCGCACCUCCAAGUAUCCCCCCUCCCGACCCCCGGCUCAUCAGGUGGCCCGAUCAUUAGGCUGGAUACGGGCACGGUCGUCGGUCUCGUAUCCGGUCGAAGGUCAGAUAAUCGCGUGGAAGGCGAACGAGGAUGGGGAGCGGCCGCUGAAGGGAUCUUUGAGGUGAGUUCGGGGGGUAACUUGGGAAGGCCCGAAGAGAUUUGAGCGUCGAGCGGGAGCGAGUGGAGUCUAUGCGAGCUGAUACGUUGCGAGGGUUGUUCACUUUAGAUCUUUGGAUUGCCGGGGUUUGUGCCUGCCAGUAAAC
Messenger RNA from Filobasidium floriforme, 1649 nucleotides. RefSeq lists its product as uncharacterized. The record is from RefSeq and is a predicted model, not a curated record. The transcript is spliced from 3 exons. The coding region runs from base 182 to 1549 and encodes 455 amino acids. NCBI's taxonomy places the organism in Eukaryota, Fungi, Basidiomycota, Tremellomycetes, Filobasidiales, Filobasidiaceae.